GACAGCAGCUCAACGCCUGGCGGUCUGGGCCGGCGGGAUGAAGGCGUUGUUACCGCUGGGAGGAGGUCCUGGGCAGUGAUGCCUAGUCCUUUAGGCAGAACCAGCUUUGGGCGCCGCGGGGUUUGCGUACCUUCAGAGAGCGGAGCGACAGCUGGUGUUAGGGCUGGAGAAUUUGUGCGGUCCGUGGAGGAACGGUGCGAGGUCUCUGAAGCAGUGGGACCUUGUGUUCUUGGCACCUUCUGAAGAGCUACCAUGUCUGGAAAUGUCUCGUCUUCCACAGAACCCAGCAACAACAGCCAUGAAACCAAAUCCACAAAUCUUCGAAUGUCAGACAAGAAAUGUUCAUGGGCCUCCUACAUGACCAACUCUCCAACUCUCAUUGUUAUGAUUGGCUUGCCAGCCCGGGGUAAAACCUACGUGUCCAAGAAACUAACACGCUACCUCAACUGGAUUGGGGUCCCUACCAAAGUGUUCAAUCUUGGUGUAUAUCGGCGAGAAGCUGUCAAGUCCUAUAAGUCUUAUGAUUUCUUUCGGCAUGACAAUGAAGAGGCCAUGAAGAUUCGCAGACAGUGUGCUCUGGUAGCACUGGAAGAUGUUAAGGCGUAUCUCACGGAGGAGAGUGGGCAGAUUGCGGUGUUUGAUGCCACCAAUACCACCCGAGAGAGGAGAGACAUGAUUUUGGACUUUGCCACGCAGAAUUCCUUCAAGGUGUUUUUUGUGGAAUCUGUCUGUGAUGAUCCUGAUGUCAUUGCUGCCAAUAUCCUGGAGGUAAAGGUGUCGAGCCCUGACUACCCUGAAAGGAACAGGGAGAAUGUCAUGGAAGAUUUCCUGAAAAGAAUCGAGUGCUACAAAGUCACCUACCGACCUCUCGACCCUGACAACUAUGACAAGGAUCUUUCUUUCAUCAAAGUAAUAAAUGUGGGCCAGCGAUUUUUAGUUAACAGAGUCCAGGACUACAUCCAGAGCAAGAUAGUCUACUACCUCAUGAACAUCCACGUCCACCCUCGCACCAUUUACCUUUGCCGGCACGGAGAGAGCGAGUUCAAUCUUUUGGGGAAGAUAGGCGGUGAUUCUGGACUCUCCUUGCGUGGAAAGCAGUUCGCUCAGGCUCUAAAGAAGUUUCUGGAGGAACAGGAGAUAGCAGACCUCAAGGUCUGGACAAGCCAGUUGAAGAGGACCAUCCAGACUGCUGAGUGUCUUGGUGUGACCUACGAGCAGUGGAAGAUUCUGAAUGAAAUCGACGCUGGUGUGUGUGAGGAGAUGACAUACGCAGAGAUCGAAAAGCAGUACCCAGAAGAGUUCGCACUUCGAGAUCAAGACAAGUAUCUGUAUCGUUAUCCUGGUGGGGAGUCGUACCAGGACCUGGUGCAGCGGCUGGAACCUGUCAUCAUGGAGCUGGAGCGGCAGGGCAAUGUCCUCGUCAUCUCCCACCAAGCUGUCAUGCGCUGCCUUCUGGCCUACUUCUUGGAUAAGGGUGCAGAUGAACUACCGUACUUGAGAUGCCCUCUCCAUACCAUCUUCAAACUCACUCCCGUGGCCUAUGGGUGCAAAGUGGAAACAAUUAAACUCAGUGUGGAAGCUGUGAACACUCACCGUGACAAACCAACUAACAACUUCCCCAAGAAUCAAACCCCUGUAAGGAUGAGAAGGAACAGCUUUACACCUCUGUCCAGUUCGAAUACAGUAAGGCGUCCAAGAAAUUACAGUGUUGGGAGCCGGCCCCUCAAGCCCCUCAGCCCUCUCCGUGCCCUGGACAUGCAAGAUGGGGCCGACCAGCCGAAGACCCAAGUCAGCAUCCCGGUGGUGUAACCGUGUGUGUCCCUCCAGCCCUGGCCUCCUGUCUUUGCUACUAAUCACCAAGGAGUCACUUAACUUCACCAUACCCCUACCCUCAACAACUCACUAUUAACCUUACCACAGAGUUUGAGGUGCUGUGUGUAUAGACCAACUAGGUAUUCUCCAGUUUGAAACCUUUCUUCACCCAAAAGCAACGGGGCCAAUGGAGUCUUCUAGGACAGAUACCCAUUGGAGCAGGCUGGAGGAGGAGGGAAAGGAUAUGUGCUCCCCUUAUGCUUGGUUCUUCUCUUUUCCCUGGUAUCUGAACUCAUUAAUACAUGGCUUAUGGUGAUGUGUGCUGGGGACGCAAAGGCCCAUGUCUUUCACCUUUGUCUCUUUAAUGUGUGUUUUACUCACUUGGCUUUCUCCCUCUUCCAUCUUGCCUUUACUUUGUCCUCUGGAACACUCAGCAUUGUAGUAUCUAAGAAGAAAGGGGGGUUCGUGGGGAGAAGUCCAGGCCCCACUGAUGCUUACUUCAGUGGGCCUGUGUAGCUCUAGACUGGGGGAGGGUUUUCUUCUUUCCUAUCCCCUCUCCUCACCAGCCAGGUCCUGCAAGGGUCAGCCCAGGCUUCAGAACAUCCACAGAAUGCUCUGGAGCUUGCAAGUGGACCAAGGGUGAGAGUUGGUGCCUCUUUUCAUGAGAAGCAGUGUCAAGUUUUUGAUACUUUGGGAGCUUCUGUCUCUGAGGGUGUGGGCAAUGUCUUGGUUUGUGUUUUGAACUUGAAGAGCCAUGCAUGCAGUACCCUUUGGCUGGCAGUGAAGUAGGUGGUUCUUAGUUUUUGCAGGUUCUCUGUUCAGUAUCAGAUCUUUUACCCACAGCUUGGUCCUCUGCCAGCCACUGUAAGUUUCCUGCCAAAGCCCGUGACCUCAGGGGCUGUUUAGAAGGAUGGAAUUAGAUUUAGUCGUCACCACUGAUACCUGCAUACUUGGAGGCAGAAGGCAGAGCAAAGUUCACUGAAUCUGCUCACUAUUUUCCAGUAUACUCUCCGAAAGUUAACUUUUUAAAACACGAGCAAGUGGUUUUUCUCCAAAUAUGGCAAACCUUUGAUGAAUUUCAUCUCUAUUGAGCUGUUCUUUGUGAAUAAGGAGAAACAGUCUCAUCAUAACGGUCUGAGGAGUACCAUGGUGUCUUGUCUUAAUGUUCUCUAUUCACUUGUCAUCUCAUUUCUUUGUAGGUUCAAAAAAGGACUUGUGUACAAAAGGACUUUUUAGUCCGUUGGUGGCCCAUGAUGGCUUUCCCUUUCUCUCAAUUUUAUAUACAAAGUUUUUAAUGCAUAUAUAGAGUUCUCGUGAGAUUUUUUAGAUGAGAUACAGGAGUUCCUACCCAUCAGCCAGGCUUUUGGAGGCAACUAGUGAGAGCAAUUAGCUGUUUUCCAAGGGUCUUUUGUUUUGCCAUAGAAAACCUUUCAUCAUGGUUCUCAGGAGCAUUCCUGAGAAUCUCCUCAGAUCUACUGAAGCAUACAGGUAGUGUGUCCAGGUCUAUCUGAGUCAUGCUGAAUACUGACUCCAAACCUCUGGCUCUGCGUAUGGGCAUGUGUGUGCUUAAAUAGCUUCCCUCCUGAUUCUGAUUCAUACCCCAGGUGAAGAACUCCACUCUAGGAAAUGGGGCAGAAAAAUGCCAGGACAGUGGUUUCUUGGACAAAGCACGGCCCUUGGGGUUCUGACUUCUCAGUGUUGAACAGUUCUCUGGAGUUAGAUGUUGGAGUGUAUUAGAAUACUAAAGGAGGUGACCGCAUCAAGGGCAGGCUGCUGUGUUUGAAAGGCUGAUUCUCAGCUGUGAUCUCAUUGUUUCCCCUUCCCACUGUGGGUGGUGUGGAACAAGUCACUAAAUUCCGUGUCAUUGGGUAAAAACUGGUUACUUUAAGGAUCCUAUAGAGAGGUACUGAGUUAGAAGCUAUAGGAUGAAAAGAGACAAAUCAAGGCAUAUCGUGUACAUGUACAAAUUCUCUAUGAUGAAUGUGACCACUGUAUAUCCCUAAACUGUACCAAUAAACUUAAUUAAAUUUUAAAAACCUGUAAGAUGAUGAAGGUGUCAUCGUAAGCAAAUGAUCUUGGCCUUGUGCUUGCCUAGAUUCUUUUCAAAAUUGUGUCCAAGACUCAGAGUAAACUGUGUUCCUGUUGAACUCUUGCACAACGUCCUUAGCAGUGUGUGUGUGUGUGUGUUUGUGUAACUUUGGGCCGGAUGGAGAAGGACAUGUAGAAGUAGAAGAAAAGGUCCUUGCCUAAAAAGGUUAUUUUAAGAGACAGAGCAUGCAAUUUACUCAGACAUUUAAAAAAGACCAAUGUCCAAGUCUGGAAGUGCUGGUGCUGCUGUGGAGUACAGAUUCCAUCCCCAGAGUGUUCUCUUGUCCUCUGGCUAUGAGACCAAAAGGGUUGGGGGGGGGUGUCCCUCCCCCUAUGAGAACAAGAUGUGGCCCGGGGCGGGGGGGGGGCACAGGAGGCGCUUUCACAAGGUCGCCUGGUGUAGCUUCAUGGGGAUGUUAGCAACUCUAACCCAAACGCACAUUCAGUCUUCUGGUGUGAGGUGAGAGAAUUUCAUAGCUAACGAGUGAGAAAGAGAAUUCUGAUCCAGAGAUGGGGCUUUAGGCCCCACCUCCUCUUAACAAGAAGGGACUUCGACCAAGCAGCAUUGAGUUCGCCUGUUCCAAAUGCUACCACUAGAGGCAGGUCACCUGGUGUUCACUCUGGCCCUGCUGGCUAUUUUUCCUCUUUUCCCCUACGCUCAUUUACUUCCUUCAGAAGAGGAGCUGGGGUAAUCUUAUCUUCUGGACAGGAAAAAUUGGAAAUUGAAAACAGCAAGACUUUCAGUGUCAGUUUCUAGAGCAAGAUCCCUUCAGAGAAGAUUAGUCGGGAGAAGUGAGGAUAACGUAGAGUGUAAUAGAGUUCAUUGCAGAAGUUCUGCUUCCUGUCUUUUACUUUUGUCCUUGUCUCCCCUUGUUACUUGAAUGUAUUUUGGUGGUAGACACACAUUACUCUGCUUGUGUCUGUCUCACAAACCCUAAAAGAAAGGCUGGCCUCCAGAGGACCCUUUGCAGAAGCUUUUAAGUUUUGUUAUGGGGGAAAUGGUUGAAGACUACUAUUUAAAUGGGGAAAAGAAAAUCAUAGUAUAUUCUGUUUUCUUUUUUCUUGCCUUGAAAGUGAAUGCAAAAGCCCGAGACAGAUUUGAAAGAGGAAUGUAAAAUUUACGAGAGAAUCCUCUUCUAUUUUUAUCUCUAAUUUUCAAAUUCAGAUUUAGCUCUUAUUAUUGCCAUUCUUUUUUAUUUUGCUAAAGGAAUAUUUUUACAUUAAGUUGAAAAAUAGAAUAAGAAAAUCAUGUAGAAACAUCUUUUGUGCUGUGGACGUACCCUAUAUCAUUGUCUCUAGUUUCUGUUUUCCAAGAUGUUAAGAGUUGGGGGUGCAAUUUAUUUGUACUCUUGGGCCGAAUGGUUGAAUAUUUUGGCAGGGAUCUGGGUAAUUCCCAUUGUAAUUCACUUUUGAUUUUCAGAUUGUGGCUUUUUUUUUUUUUCUUUUUAAGGCAGGGUCUCGCUAUGCAGUUCAGCCUGGCUUUGAGCUCACUUUGUAGCCCAGGCUGGUCUCAUUUGGAACCAUCCUCUUGUCUUAGUCUCCUGAACACUGGGAUUACAGAUGUAUACCACCAUGCCCAGCUUGUUUCUUUUGUUUUGUUUUUAACUUUGGCAUUUGAAGAAACAAGCACUUCCUUUUUAGCCAUAAGUUCAUCUGGGGAUCCAAGAUCUGAGUUCAGAGAAUCUCAGUAGUGGUGCUUGGGGUGACCUGUAAUCCAGGGACGCAUGCCCAUUGUGAUGGCAGCUGUAGCUGGGUGAGGUGACCUGAGGUACAUUCCACUGUCAUGGCCAAGCCCGGAAGCGUGUUGUGUUGUAUAUCUUUUGAGUCUUGUAUGUGUUUUAAAAUGUUUUUAUUUUUUAAAAUCUAUAAUUGAGUCAGUUUGCAACAUUCUGUAUGUUUGACUCUCCCUAGAAGUGACAGACAUUGAAGUGUGUCCAGGAAUUGAAUUUAGACUUGUAGUGUCCAGAGGACACUCUCUCGAGGGGUCAGUAAACCACAGUCUGACAUUUUCUUAUUAUCUUGAGUGGUAGUAUAUACACAUUAUAGUCGUUCUCUGUCUGUCUGAUCUGUCCUGCCAUGAAAAGAUCUAAACACUCCACCUUUCUUCUUUAUGGGGAAGCUCUGUGUAUUGUGAUUUUUCUUGUAAAAUAGCAGCCAAAUCCUUAUAUCUCUGUAAAAGAUGCCAGUUGUACCUCACUUGUGUGAUGUCAUGUAAACUCCGCUAAGGGAAUGCCAGUUUAGAGCCUGAAGUUGUGCCAUCUCUCCUUGAAGUCAUCUUACCCAGCCCCCUGGUUCAGGACAGGGCUUCCCUGUCACUAUCCAUUCCCGAACCUUCUGUGUCCUGUGCUUACCCUGUUAUGGAAUGUAGCAUUCCAUCGGAGGGUGCUGCUGUUUUCAGUCUGCCAUGUAUGUGGCUUUUAUUCCUAAUCUAAGAAGCAAAAAUGCAAAGGAAAUCUUACAUUCAAAAACUGAUGUUAGGAGUUGGCAAAAGUAUUCUUUCCAGUAAACCUUCCACUGGACAUCUGUGACCAGUAUUUCCCUGCUUACAGGUUUUGUAUGUGAAUCACUUGUAUACAUUUUUAAAAAAAUGUUCAAGUAACAAAAUCAACUUAUUGUGAUACGGUUUUCUAUGACAGAAGCACAGACUGAUCACAAACUGCCCUCUGGGAGGGACUGGAGUUGGGGGCCUCACUGGUUUGAAUGGAAAUGGCUGGCUUGGGAACAGAACUCUACUGCAGAUUUUCUAGGCAUGGUUCUGUUGAAAGUAGCAUAAAUUUUCAGCAGAAUUCAGAUUUCAUCAGUGACACAACAAAAUAUUUCACUCAGAUCCACUUACAGUGUGUAUAACUGUAUUUGAAAUGUGUUCGGGUGUGUGUAUGUGUAGAAUGGGCAAAUAAAAUUAUUGAGUAACUUGAACCUA
Messenger RNA from Cavia porcellus (domestic guinea pig), 6820 nucleotides. RefSeq names its product 6-phosphofructo-2-kinase/fructose-2,6-biphosphatase 2 (gene Pfkfb2). The transcript is spliced from 15 exons. Gene Ontology annotation, biological process: fructose metabolic process; fructose 2,6-bisphosphate metabolic process. The record is from RefSeq and is a predicted model, not a curated record. Gene Ontology annotation, cellular component: cytosol. Bases 253 to 1809 code for a protein of 518 amino acids. Lineage: Eukaryota; Metazoa; Chordata; Mammalia; Rodentia; Caviidae. Gene Ontology annotation, molecular function: ATP binding; 6-phosphofructo-2-kinase activity; fructose-2,6-bisphosphate 2-phosphatase activity.